This is a messenger RNA of Macrosteles quadrilineatus (aster leafhopper), 4140 nucleotides long. RefSeq names its product growth factor receptor-bound protein 2 (gene drk). Gene Ontology annotation, molecular function: protein binding. The record is from RefSeq and is a predicted model, not a curated record. The transcript is spliced from 7 exons. The coding region runs from base 525 to 1157 and encodes 210 amino acids. Lineage: Eukaryota; Metazoa; Arthropoda; Insecta; Hemiptera; Cicadellidae.
AAAAUGUUGAUUAUUCUAGGACUGUAAAAAGGUUUUCUGGUUCAAAUGCUAGUAAUAUGCCUCUAAAACACACUGAAUAAUUAUUUGAACCAUUGUUGUAUUUUGUUAUCCCAGUUUUUUAUUUGGAGGAUUUUAUCUUUCAUUGUUUUUCCAUCUGUGAAAAAUUGGAAAUGGAGUUGGAGUGAGUUAGUCAGGACUUGGGGAAUGGGGAGAAAUUGUCUGGAUUCUUGUUCUGGAUCCGAAUAUUAGUCACUGUGAUCUAUAGAAGUGUCAAGUAUCUGUCCUUGUUUGGCUGUUUUUUAUGUAAAUUUUUAAGAGUUUCAAGAUCUUUCUACAGUGUGGUGUUUGGAUAAUUUUAAAUGUAGGGUUAAGUAUUGUUUUAACGUGUAAGGAAACAUUAUAUUAUACGGAUUAGUUUCCGAUUGUAAUAUUAGGUUUUUCCUAACCUUAUUUCACUCAGUCAAGGACGAAGUCCUGUUUCAUCUUUUUGUUUGGAGUCUUAGUAAAAUUUAAACAAAUACGAAAUGGAAGCCACUGCUAAACAUGAUUUUAAUGCCACAGCUGAUGAUGAACUGAGCUUUAGGAAAGGACAAGUAUUGAAAAUAUUAAACAUGGAAGAUGACAUGAACUGGUACAGAGCUGAACUGGAUGGUAAAGAAGGUCUUAUUCCCAGCAACUACAUAGAAAUGAGAAAUCAUGAUUGGUACUACGGCAGGAUCACGAGAGCUGACGCUGAGAAGCUGCUGAUGAACAAACACGAAGGAGCUUUCCUAAUCAGAGUCAGUGAAAGCAGUCCUGGAGACUUCUCACUCUCAGUCAAAUGCAGUGAUGUGCAGCACUUCAAGGUCCUGAGGGACGCUCAAGGCAAGUUCUUCCUGUGGGUUGUUAAGUUCAACAGUCUCAACGAGCUAGUAGAGUACCAUAGAACAGCCUCCGUGAGCCGGUCACAGGAUGUCAAGCUGAGAGAUAUGGUGCCUGAGGAGUGUUUGGUGCAAGCGUUGUAUGAUUUCACACCACAAGAGCCAGGAGAGCUGGAAUUCCGUAGAGGAGACGUCAUCACCGUCACUGACAGGUCGGAUCAACACUGGUGGCAUGGAGAGAUCGGAGCCAGGAAGGGUUUGUUCCCAGCAACCUACGUCACGCCGUACCACUCCUAGGCUCAGAACAGCAAAUGUGCUUCCAUGUGCUGCAUUGUCAGUGAUGCCAACAGCGUAACAUACGUACUCCAGUACCGCCAACCCGAAAAGUUAAUCCACCUAAGUUAAGAUGUAACUAUUAUUUAUUCAGGAACGGUACUACUAAAUGUAUUAUUUGUUUUUGUUAUUCAUAGUUUAAUUUAACAUAUCUGUGCGUUAGAGUAACACAGCAAAAUUAAGUUAGAAAUCUUAUGUGAUUAUAGAUUUUUAAUAUUUCUGUGAGAAGAUUGUAGAAUCUGGUAACAGCUUGGAGCGAUUAGCUGAGGGUUGAGUUCAUUGUAGGUUAUAUAGGCUGAUAUAACCGUGAGACCUAAACUAACUUAACCAUUGGGUGGCCUCAGCAGAGGAAGGGCCAAUAAAUAAUGUAGUUUGAACAAGUUAAAAUUAGGAUUUGUACUCAAGAACAGCAUUUCAUCGGUUAUUAGAUGAUUGGGAAACAUGAUCAUCAUUAUCAACAAUAGCUAAGCAGUUCCGAGCUCUUAGGCCAGUAUUUUUCCCUAUAAAGGUUCACAUUGUGACAAGUCCUACAAAAUGGUCAGUGGAUUAAUCCGAAUUUUAAGUUACUUCACUUAACAACCAUUCGGUUUUUAUAAAAUGUUGUUAAUUUGUUUGACGGAUGCUAAAUGAGCUUAAGAAAGAUAUUUUUGUAUUUGAUGUAUAAAGUGAAAGAUCGCCUUUAUUUUUGUCCGGUUGGUAAAUCUGUUUUAUACACUCAAAGUGAUAGGGAUAGGCCUACAGCUGAUUAGCACAACACUGUCCCUUCUUCCGAUUGAGAAGGAAUCUUUAGAUUGUUUGCAUUUAUUUUGUAUUGUGUACAUUGUCGUAUUUAUCUCCUCGCAGCAUGGAUUAUCUGUAAUUUACAGUAGAUUAUUGUCUGUAUUUAAUAACUGACAUUAUAUUAUGAUCUAUAGUCUACGGUAGAUUAUAAUUGGUAAUCUAUAAUAGAGAUUUAUUUAUAUUCUACAAUCUACAUCUGUAAACAACGUAGUUAUAAGCAAUAACCCCUUUAUUCUACCUGUUACCCGAAACCUUGUUUUUGAAUUGUUUGCGAUUUAUUUCUGCGUUAUUGUUUUUUGGUUAUGUUUUAUUCUCUAGUGUUUUAUUUGAUCAAGUCGUGUCCUGUGUGCUGAUAAGUCUGAAAAUGAAACUUAAUUUUGACGGUAGAAUAGUGACUUGAGUUCAACAUCACCACUGCUCAGAGGUUCAUUGUUAUGAAACCUGGUCCUGGUAGUAAUACUGUAAUGGUUUACACAAAAAUCCUGCACAAAUAUUCAUAUUUCUUAUGGUUUAAUUUAUCAAAACACUAUUUAUAAUUUUUACUAUACUAGUUUAUCAUUAAGUAAACAACUUUUUUCUUCUAUAUUUUAAUCAACUUGCAAAAAAACAGUGCUUCCAAUUUAAUAUUCUCACUAUCUUUUAUUAAAUUGUUCAUACAUUUCCUUGUUUGUGGAAUUUAAAAACUACUACUACCAAGUGAGAAAGAUGAUGCCUUGUUUCAUUAUUCAUAUUGGCAUUAAGGAAAGUGCCAUUUUGAAUACGUUUUUAAAUAAUAAAAAAAUGCUCUGUCGUUUUGUCAAUGUUAAAUACAAGUUGUAUUAUAAAAGUUUACAAUAGAAUCUCACACUUGCGCUUUUAUUUUUACAAAUCGAAGCAGAAAAGAAAGCAUAACCUACUCAUCUAGUUAGAUAUAAAAUGUAUUAUUGAGAACAGUUCAAAGCAUAUUGAAUAAGGAACUCGCAUACUUAAACAUUCUUUUAAAGUAUCAAUGGUUUUGUUUUUUGACUUUUUUAAAACUGUAAACGGCAGAGCAAAUAUUUUCAGCUAAUUUAAAUAUUACCUUGCUACUGUAAGACAGAUUUGAUCAGGUGCUCGAGCAAGUAAUCUGUUUAGUUUAAGUCUGAUUGGUUCGGCCCAUACGUUGUAUCAGUUAGUUUAAAGCAGUAACACCACUGUAUAUAGCUUGUCUGAUGUAAAUUAGGGUGAAUCCUACAGUGUAAAAAGUAUGAUUUAUAAUGUAAAUAUUUCCAGUGUACGCUUUUUAUAGAUGCAACAGACUUGUAUGUGACGUAUUUGCAAUUUGUCGACUCGAGGCUAGGACGUAAAUUUUACACAACUUUAAAAUAGUGCUGUAUCAACUGUUAUUCGAUGACAUGGUAUCAAAUUUUUGUUAUUCUGUGCUACGUAUCUUAACUAAUAUUUCAGUUUUAAUUUUUCUCAAGCAAAAUCAGAGUGUUGGUGUAAAUUUUAGUGGGAAAGUUAAUUUAUAUAUUUUUUUUAUCAGUUACUCCGUUCCUACAAUUGUAAAAUUGUAUUAUUAGUUUUCCUUGUGUGGUUUAGCCUAAUCAAGAUUGGCGCUAAAGGAAGGAGAUAUAACAAUGAAUAACUUCACUAGUAAAGUUUUUUAUGUAGAUCUACUUAAUCAAAGUGACUGAUAAUAAAUAUUGAUCAAAUGAAAAGAUAUACAUUCAACUUAAAAUCUGCUACAGAAAGUGUUUAAAUUGUUUUCUUUUACGUUUUCUUGUGAAUCGCCAUAAAUAACUGUUGUCUCGGUGAGUUUGGUUUUUGCCACAGAAGUGUUUAUUUUGACUGGUUCAGUACCAUAACUUGCUACUAUCUUUCAUAUCUUCAUCAUAUCAGAGCCUAUGAGGUGGUGACCUUUGAGAGAUGAUCACAAUCUCUUUACUUAGUUUGAAUUAUUAUAAUGCGUUGUUUUUUCUCUCGUAUUGGCCCAACCUAUUUUAGUAUCCCUGGUUAUCAGUUUUUCUAACAGAGACAUUAGACUAUAGGAUCUGUGCUGUUUGUGAAUGUUUAAGCAAUACCAAUGGUAAAAUAUAAUGUAAGUGAUGUAGUGAUCAUCUCACAACACCACCACGACCAACCUAACAUUGUACAUACAGGCAUGUGGUUUAUAUACUGGUCAUCAUCAAUUAUAUAUAUACAAGUA